AUGGAAGAACAGAUUGUUUCAGCGAUUCGAUUCGCUUGGGAUCCUAAAGCGCCCCAAGACGUUAAAGUACCUGCCUUCGAAUUCGUCAACAACCUAAGACAAGAGGCUGCGGCAUGGCAGCCGUGUCUCGAGAUCUUCACUCGUCUCCCUCGAUAUGAAAAUGUGAUUCGAGUUUUCAGUUUGGAUAUCGUGAACAAUGCAAUUCGAGCGGGAAAUCUCGACCAGCAAAACUUGAAUUUGAUUAGGCAGCAGUUGAUGAACUAUCUCGAGACCACAUAUAAGGUACAAGCUGCUGGCUUAAAAGAGGCUCCUGACACUCCUGGCAUUGAGAACAAAAUUGCACAAACGAUCACGUAUCUGUUCUGCGCCUGUUAUGCGACUACCUGGCCAUCUUUCUUCGACGACCUACUCAACCUGACUACUAGCACGAACGGCUCCCAGCGAGAUAACCUGACCGGCGUCGCUUUCUACCUUCGAGUCAUCGAGUCCGUUCACGAUGAAAUUGGUGAUGUGUUGCAGGCAAGGUCCAGAGAAGAGCAGGACAGAGCAAACGUACUCAAGGACUUAGUCCGUGCGAGAGAUGUGGCCAAAAUCGUUCAGUCAUGGCAAGAGAUCUUGGAGCACUGGCAGUUAUCCAGUGGUACCAUUGGUGACCUGACUAUGAAGGCUGUUGGAAAAUGGGUUAGCUGGAUUGACAUCUCCUUUAUCGUCAACCCAAGAAUGCUGCAACUGAUUUCUCAGCAAAUCGACCAGGCACGAGUCCAAGAGCUGUCGUACGAUGAGGAGAGAGCCAGAGAUUCUGCGUGUCAUGCCAUCACUGACAUUGUGAGCAAGAAAAUGACAGCAGCCGACAAAAUUGAGAUGAUCGAUUUUAUUGGUGUACAGGCCAUUGUCGAAAGGAUAUCUGCCUGGCCUAUACUUGCCGAUCAACACAAGUCUUAUUACGAUGCUGACCUUGCUGAAGUAGUUGCCAAAAUCGUGAAUGCCGUUGUCCUAGAAAUUGUUCGAACCCUGGAAACUGAACAACAAUCCUCGCAGACAUGGAACAGAGCUGAGCACAUGCUACGUUCAUUCCUACCGCAUUUGCUGCGAUACUUCUCCGAUGAAUACGACGACGUUUGCUCUAACGUGCUGCAAGGUAUGACUGACGCGUUGUCCUUCUUACGGCGUGCCUUUCAGGGAGAUGAAUAUGUAUCACAGAGGGCAAGCAUACUUAUGCCAAUUCUAGCCGCCAUCUUUCUCAAAUCGAGAGUCGACGAUGUUAGAGAUCUGGAAGGCAUCGACGAUGGUAACGAGACCGAGGAAGCAGAAUGGCAGGAGCUAAGAAAGCGGUUCAGCAACUUGCAACAGACCAUUGCGGCCACAGAUGAACAACUGUAUAUUGAUGCUGUGUCAGGCCUUGUCAAUGCAACAUUUGAGCAACUGCAAGUCUCUGGCCACAAUCUCGAUUGGAGGGACCUAGACCUUGCCCUCCACGAAAUGUACCUGCUUGGUGAUCUCGCUGUCAAGAGUGGCGGACUCUACCAGAAGCACAAACCCAACUCCCCAUCUGCAGAACGACUUGUACGCAUGAUGCUACUUUUGGUUGAAUCGCAGACAGGCACAUUUCCAUCACCAACCAUCCAGAUAUCAUAUAUGGAAAUUUGCGUCCGUUACGCAAGUUUCUUCGAGAAGCACACGCAGUAUGUGCAGCCAACAUUACAGAACUUCAUACAACAUGCUCAUAGUCCAAAUGUUCGCAUUAGGUUACGUGCAUGGUAUUUGCUGCAGAGAUUUGUGCGCCAACAGCGUCACAAUGUCGGACCAGUUGCAGAUACCGUUGUGCCGAAUCUGCAAGACCUGCUUGUCAUCAAGGCAGAGAUGCCGAAGGUAACAAACGGCGACGAAGACGAAUCGGACGACGAAAGAAGUGAUAGCACUUUCACUAGUCAAUUAUAUUUAUUUGAAGCCGUUGGGUGCAUUAUUAGCACAACCAGUGUUCCAGCUGAAAAGCAAUUACAAUAUGCUCAAGCUGUCAUGCAGCCACUGUUCACGGAUGUGCAGAACAACUUGAACGUUGCAAAAACAAGCAAACAGGCAUGUCUACAAAUUCAUCACGAUCUUAUGGCAUUUGGCAACGUAGCAAGAGGCUAUUUUGACUGGCAAGGUACUACUAACGUUCAGGCUGUCAACAAUAUUCCUGCCCCGCUCAAAGAUGCAUUCACACAGGUGGCAGAGGUCACCUUGAUUGCAUUGGAGUCGUUAAAUACAUCGUUUGAGAUUCGCGAAGCUGCAAGAUUUACAUUUGCACGGUUGUUAGGUAUGAUAGGCCAGCAGAUAUUGCAGCAGCUGUCGAGGUGGGUCGAUGGAUUUUUGACGGAGUCCUCUAGCCGAGAUGAAAUCGCACAACUGCUACGUUUGCUCGACCAAGUCACAUACGGGUUCAAGAAUGAGAUCUCAGAUUUCUUAGACACUAUAUUUGGCGGUUUAAUCCGUCGUGUAUGGGCCGGAAUUUCAGCUCCUACUACAGGCACAGACGAUGAGGUUGAGCUAGCUGAGCUUAAGAGAGAGUAUCUCAAUUUCCUACUAGUAACUCUUGGAAAUGGUCUCGGCGGGAUUUUAGUGAGCACUACUAAUCAGCCGCACUUUGAAAUGGUGAUUGAGUCCAUCGAGCACUUUACAAAGGACAUUACCGACCCCACCACAGCGAAAAUGGCUUUCCAGCUUCUUGCGAGGAUGUGCAUGGUAUGGGGAGGUGCAGAUGCCGUAUCGGGCCAAAUACUAGCAGAAAUGACACAAAGUGGUCAACAGGAACUUCCAGGCUUUAAGCAUUUCAUGAUGAGUCGAUUCUCACCAUUAUGCUGGGCUGGUCCAUCAAACCCGAACUUCAACCCGAAAGAUGGACAGUCGCGGCAAGUACUUAUGGAGGCAGCUGGUCUGCAGAAGAUGAUAUACGCGAAAGUGGGCGAGGAAUAUAUUACUUAUUUGCGCAAUACUGAAUUGCCGACCGUUGGUCUACAAGGUGGACCUAUGAUGGAGGACUUCUUCACGAAACUAAGAUCGUUAGACUUGAAGUCCUGGAAGAGCUGGUUUGCGAGGUUCGUCAGUUCUGGAGGAGCUAUGUAG
Lithohypha guttulata is the source of this 3105-nucleotide messenger RNA. RefSeq names its product pre-tRNA nuclear export protein (gene LOS1). Lineage: Eukaryota; Fungi; Ascomycota; Eurotiomycetes; Chaetothyriales; Trichomeriaceae. The transcript has 2 exons. Gene Ontology annotation, molecular function: small GTPase binding; tRNA binding. The record is from RefSeq and is a predicted model, not a curated record. Gene Ontology annotation, cellular component: nuclear pore; cytoplasm; nuclear matrix. Bases 1 to 3105 code for a protein of 1034 amino acids. Gene Ontology annotation, biological process: tRNA re-export from nucleus.